Molecule: messenger RNA, 554 nt
Organism: Dendrobium catenatum
Lineage: Eukaryota; Viridiplantae; Streptophyta; Magnoliopsida; Asparagales; Orchidaceae
Product: heavy metal-associated isoprenylated plant protein 44-like
Exons: 1
Molecular function (GO): metal ion binding
Source: RefSeq, a predicted model, not a curated record
AAAAACAUAAAUAAAGGUGUGGACUCGGUGGAGGUGAACUUAGCAUUGGGGAAGGUGACAGUGACGGGAUACAUCAACCGCAACAAGGUGCUGAAAGAAGUGCGAAGAAGCGGGAAAAAGGCAGAGUUCUGGCCAAAUCCUGACCUCCCUCUCUUCUUCACGAACUCCACCAACUACUUUCAUGACGAGAAAUCCUACCGUGAGAGCUAUAAUUAUUGGCGCCACGGCUACAGCAAUACUGACAAGCACGGCAACAUUCCAAUCAACCUUCGUGGAGAAGAUCGAGUAAGCAACAUGUUCAACGACGACAAUGUUAAUGCCUGCUCCAUCAUGUGAUAUUGGCCCUAUAACCGUAUGAUCGCCAUUGGAGGGUUGUUGAUCAUGGAGAUGAUGCAGGGAUUUACAUAUGCCACUGAAUUCUUUUGUGUAUCUAAUACAUAAAUCUUUAGAGUGUUAAAUAUAUAAAAACUUAAGAAUUUAGUGGUAUAUAUGUAAAUCUCCUUGUUGUAAUUAAAGAAAAUGCUAUAAAUAGGCACAUUGUGCUUAUUUGAGGA